AAAAUAUCUAUUCAUAAAUGGGUACUUAAUAUAUAGUUAUAUAUAUUAGCAAAAUAAAGUACGAAGAAGAAUGAUAAGAAGAAAGAUAAGAAAUUAACAACUAAAAAUGUUUCAAAAGUGAUAUAAAAGAAGGUCCCAAAAAAGUUAGUAAAGAAAGUUUAACCAAAAAAGACUGUUCUUGCAAAAAAGAAAGUUGUGGUUAAAAAAACAUAAAAAAAACUUGUUGUUAAAGCAGUUCCUGUGAAAAAGGUUGUUCCUAAAAAAGCAAAAGUGGCUCCCGCCAAAAAAUAAGUUUCAAAAAAAUAAAAUGCUAAAGAAUAAAAAGUUGAUAAAUAAUCAAAAAGUAAAGUUCUUAAGCCAGUUACUCCAAAGGCUGAUGCGACACCAAAAGUACCAGGAAAGUUUGCAGCAUAUACUUUAGAUUAAUAUNGUAUCAACCUAUACUGA
Paramecium sonneborni is the source of this 447-nucleotide messenger RNA. Lineage: Eukaryota; Ciliophora; Oligohymenophorea; Peniculida; Parameciidae. The record is from the annotation of a GenBank genome assembly.